This is a messenger RNA of Thelazia callipaeda (thelaziosis nematode), 465 nucleotides long. The record is from the annotation of a GenBank genome assembly. Lineage: Eukaryota; Metazoa; Nematoda; Chromadorea; Rhabditida; Thelaziidae.
AUGUCUGAUUUGGCUGAAGCAGUUGUUCGAGGUGAUAUUUUGGUUGACGAGAUUGAUGUGAUCCAAGCUGUGAGAAAUGGGCGCCUCACUGAAAAUGAUGGAGCGCGGUUUAGUGCUAUUCUCGGGCAAUAUACAAAAUCACAAGCAAGUACGACUGCAGUACUUUUAUCAGAAGCCAUAUCAAUAAAUUCUCACGAUUCACCUGAGGACUGCUUAGUGUCAAAUCAGGACCCAAUACCAAGCUCGACCGAGUGGGAUCAUGUGCUAGUAGAUGAGGUAGAUUUCAUCAAAGCCUUUAAAUCUGGACGCAUUAGCAAGGAUGACUCUCAUCUGACUCGCAUUAACAAAGAACUUUUGGAGGAGACAUCAGGUGAUGUUGAGGAAGCAAAGAUAAGCUUCCACGAUGAUAUCUCCGCCAAAGAAGAUAAUGCGUCCGACGCUUCCUCUACUGAUGUUUUAAUUUAA